Aureobasidium uvarum is the source of this 831-nucleotide messenger RNA. NCBI's taxonomy places the organism in Eukaryota, Fungi, Ascomycota, Dothideomycetes, Dothideales, Saccotheciaceae. The record is from the annotation of a GenBank genome assembly.
AUGCGAUUGUUAUCAAGACCACCUUUCGGCGGCGAGGUUGUCCUGUUCCCUUCCCUUACGCUUGCUGCCGGUGCGCUUCUGAAGCCGCAGUACAAGAUGAACAACAGGGUCCCUCACCACGCCACUGAGCAACAGGCUCAUCAAAAGCAAAAGGUCUCUACUGAGCCUCGUCACCUCGUCCCUACUCCUCUCUCCGUUGAGAAGGAUGUCAUCAUUAUCUGCAAGACUCCUGACGGCCAGGUCAACCGCGAGUAUCGCUUCAAGCGCAUGGUGAUCUGCCGCCACUCAGCUCGCAUCGACGACCUCUGCCUGCGCCGCUCGGGCUCCACUGCCGACAUCAUCUACGUCUAUGUCGAGCACUCUCCCGACUUCUUCGCCCACUACGAGCGCUGGGUCCGCAAGUCUGAGCUUCCCGCCCUCGACGUCACCUUCAUCGACCAGCGCGAUGUCCUCCUGCUUUGGAUCAGUAUGUACGAGCUCGCCCGCGAGAUGGAGGACUGGCGCCUUGUCGCUGCAACCAACACCCACAUUAUCGAUGUUGCCAAGCUAGGCUCAUGGAGCUUCUACAAGCGCAGUGUUGUGGAUUACCUCAAGAAGGCCCCUGAUGGCGAUGAGCUUCGUCAACUUCUGCUUGACUUGCACGUCGCGAGAUUCGAAGGCAGUCUCUUCAAGCGUUACUUUUGGAUGUUGGGCCCCAGACUGUGCUUUGCUGUUGUGCGUCGUAAGAUGAUGGCUGAGCCUCCUACCAUGAAGAGUAUCGAAAAGAUUUGUGCUUAUCAUCAGCAUGAUCGUCUUUACCCCUGGGGAGACUGUGGUGGAAAGGUGGUCUGA